This is a messenger RNA of Gorilla gorilla gorilla (western lowland gorilla), 584 nucleotides long. Its product is annotated as non-histone chromosomal protein HMG-17-like. The transcript is spliced from 3 exons. Gene Ontology annotation, cellular component: chromatin; nucleus. Gene Ontology annotation, biological process: chromatin organization. Gene Ontology annotation, molecular function: nucleosomal DNA binding. Bases 1 to 504 code for a protein of 167 amino acids. NCBI's taxonomy places the organism in Eukaryota, Metazoa, Chordata, Mammalia, Primates, Hominidae. The record is from RefSeq and is a predicted model, not a curated record.
AUGGCUAUCAAGGGGGACCUUCUGCAGCAGGGCGUUUGUAUGACCUUCAGACGGCAGGGCAAGGUUGGCUGGAUUGAUUAUGACAGCUCCUUGCUGCUCCACACCAUCACCUCUCCACAGGACUCCUUCCUGGGGUUAAGAAGAGGCGAGAAUGACCCCCCGACUGAUCAAAGCCUGUGCGCCGCUGCAUCCCGGGCCCAGCAUUUAAGUCCCACUGCUGUCACCGCCACCACCUUGCCCAAGAGGAAGACCGAAGGGGAUGCUAAAGGAGAUAAAGCCGAGGUGGACACACCACAGAGAAGAUCCACAAGGUUGUCUGCUAAACCUGCUCCUCCAAAGCCAGAGCCCAAGCCUAAAAAGGCCCCUGCAAAGAAGGGAGAGAAGGUACCCAAAGGGAAAAAGGGAAAAGCUGAUGCUGGCAAGGAGGGGAAUUACCCUGCAGAAAAAGGAGAUGCCAUAACAGACCAGGCCAGGGAAGCUGAAGGUGACGGAGAGGCCAAGUGAAGUGUGUGCAUUUUUGAUAACUGUGUACUUCUGGUGACUGUACAGUUUGAAAUACUAUUUUUUAUCAAGUUUUAUAAAAA